Penicillium coprophilum is the source of this 1503-nucleotide messenger RNA. Its product is annotated as beclin 1. The record is from RefSeq and is a predicted model, not a curated record. Gene Ontology annotation, cellular component: phosphatidylinositol 3-kinase complex, class III, type II; phagophore assembly site; phosphatidylinositol 3-kinase complex, class III, type I. The coding region runs from base 1 to 1503 and encodes 500 amino acids. NCBI's taxonomy places the organism in Eukaryota, Fungi, Ascomycota, Eurotiomycetes, Eurotiales, Aspergillaceae. The transcript has 3 exons. Gene Ontology annotation, biological process: cellular response to nitrogen starvation; autophagy; late endosome to vacuole transport.
AUGUAUUGUCAGAAGUGUCGCACGCCGUUGAAGCUGGAUGGCUCAAUAGAGUCACUCAACCCAUCUGCCUUUGACUUGUUGUCUAACUCUACAGGGAAGACGCUGUCGGAUACUGGAGCUGUUUCCUCAUCAGUACGAUCAUCAUAUCCGCCCGAACAUCGCGACAAGUAUGACCAGUCCGCCAGACAUGCUACGCAGCCAGUUUACAGACGGUCUAUCCCAGGCCCCCGUGCAGGAGGCCAGCCCAACCCGCCGACCAUACCCCGAGCGGAAAGCGGCAAUAUGUCAUUUGUGAUGCUCACCGAGUCACAAGUCGCGCCACCACCAGUCAGUGAGAAUGGAUCUGCUGCUCGAAGCAAGAGAAUUGGUACACAAGCCCAACUACGUGGCCAGGAGGAUGGGUCAUUCGUUGAUCAAGUGGAGAAGACAACACGACUAUUUGAGAUAGUCUCGGCGCGCUCUGAUAUUGACCACCCGAUUUGCGUGGAGUGCACCGAGCUGCUUGUGGAAGGACUCCAAAAACGCUUGGUGGGAUCUACGAAGGAGCGCGAUGCCUACAUCUCGUUUCUUAGAGACUUGAAUGGGUCAAUCCCGACCGAGGAGGAGCUGCAGGCAGCACAGAAAUCGUUGGAUGAGAGUCUGGAAGCGGAGCGGGCCGCAUUCGCAGAGCUGCAGUCCUUUGAGAAAGAAAAGGCUAUGCUAGACGCAGAAAUCGCUAGUUUAGAAAUGGACUCACGGCGUCUGGAUGCAGACGAGGAGAACUUUUGGCGGUCUCGCAAUGCAUUCGCCUUGACGUUGACGGAGUUUCAAAACGAACGAGAUGCACUCAAUAUGCGUUACGACCAUGACUCGCAACAGCUUGAGCGACUGCAACGGACAAAUGUCUACAAUGACGCGUUCUGCAUUGGUCACGAUGGAUAUUUCGGUACUAUCAAUGGACUACGACUGGGACGGCUGGCCAAUCCCUCGGUUGACUGGCCUGAAAUCAAUGCUGCGUGGGGACAAACAGCCCUGCUUCUGGCCACGAUGGCUGAGAAACUUGGAUUCCAAUUCCAGGGGUAUCGUCUCCGACCGCUGGGAUCCAACUCACGGAUUGACAAGAUUGAAUAUCCCACGCAGCCAUCCGGUCAGCCCGUCGAGGGAGCUGCGCCCAAAGUGACCGAGCUAGACCUAUUUUCGUCCGGAGAUCAACUGCUCAACCUUAAUUGGCUGCACCGUCGCUUUGAUUCAGGCCAGACCGGCGCCACAGCACCGGGGCUGAAAUUGCCCUAUGAGAUCAAGCGAGAUCGUAUUGGCGAUGCCAGCAUCAAGUUGGGCUUCAACCAAAGUGAUGAGACGUGGACCAGAGCCUGCAAGUACACGCUCACUUGCUGCAAGUUUCUCCUUGCACAUGCCAGCAAUCUUGCCAGCACGGGGUCUAGUAAUUCAGCUGCGGUUGCGGCUGCAGCCGUGGCAGCUAGCGAACACGCCCGACAGGCAACGGUCCCGAAGAAUAAACCAUGA